Messenger RNA from Trichosporon asahii var. asahii CBS 2479, 1095 nucleotides. Its product is annotated as glucokinase regulator family protein, putative. The transcript has 2 exons. Lineage: Eukaryota; Fungi; Basidiomycota; Tremellomycetes; Trichosporonales; Trichosporonaceae. The record is from RefSeq and is a predicted model, not a curated record. The coding region runs from base 1 to 1095 and encodes 364 amino acids.
AUGCCGGCGUACCUCUGCAUCGACGGGGGUGGGACAAAGACGAGUGCGUGGAUCGCGAUCCGUGACGAGGCCGGGACGCGCAUGGCGCGAGGCGUGGCGGGGUCGGGAAACUUGACGUUCGGCGUUGAUGUCGUUCUUGCGUCGACGAGCGCGGCCGUGUCGGCUGCCGCGGCGGAACUCAACAGUGAGAGGGGAGGCGAGUGGCCCCCUUUCGAAGCAGUCUGGGCGGGCUAUGCGGGCUGCGGGCGAGUCUCGGACCGCGAGCUGCUGUAUCCCGACCUCGCGCCACUGUUUCCCCACGCCUCACUCCGACUCACAGGCGACGGCGACCUGCUCUGUGCGCCCAUGGAGGGGCUGGGUGCGUCUCUGAUCUGCGGCACGGGGGCGCUCGCACAACUCUGGUGCGUCCCGCCUCAUGGUGAGCCGGUGCGCCUCCUCAGAUCAGGUGGCUGGGGACCCGUCCUCGACGACCGCGGCAGCGCCUGGUCAUUGGGCAAGGCGGCCGUGUGCUCUGUGCUGUUCUACGCCGCGAACGAGAUGCCCCUCCUGUCAUGGCAGGAGCAGCUGCUCAGACGCCUGGGAACGGACGCCGAGGAGUUGAUCCGCACGACGAGCGCGCUGGACACAGGACUUUCGCACGCCGACGCCGACUCAAAGCGCAAGACGACCAUUGCGGGGUUUAGUGAUCUGGUCGUCGCGGCCGCAGAGCAGGGGGAUCAGGAAGCGGCCCGCAUUCUGCGCCGGAUAGCGGGGGAGGUGUGCGAGAUCCUAGAGCCAGUGAGGGCGAAGCUGGACACUGUUCUGGAGCAGGAGGCACAGGAGAUGGACGACGAGGGAAGACAAAGGGAUGGAGGAGAAAGGAAGGAGGCAACACUAGUCGUCGCUGGCAGCUUGGGUCUGAACGCGACAUUCUGGUCCUUCGUCGAGGAACAGUUCAGAGCCCGUGGGUGGGUCUGGUCGCGCAUCGCUGUCGCCGACCCAGCACGGGUGGGGCUGGAGCACCUGCUCCGAAACGCUAGCACCUCAGGUCGCAGUGUGAAAGAGCGCGUAAGCGGCCCCCCUCCCCGGCUCACUUCAAGCGUUCAGCAGUUGUAG